CUUAAAACGUCGGACACCUCGCAGCAGUUGAUUUUUGAACUUCAAACGGAAAUAGACUCCCUAAAGGCUAACUUGGACGACUCGGCUAAAACUCUGAAGUACUUGAGAGAGGAGAAUAAGGUCCUUUUGGAAAAGACUGCAAACCUUUUGCUCGAGACUCAAGUGAAGGAGGAGCAAGUUGUAGGAUUGGAGACGACUGUCAAGGCUAUCCGAAGUAGUGAGAGGACACUGCGGAGCUCCCUUGAUGGAGCUAAGGAAACUAUCAAAAAAAAGGAUGCCGCAAUUGAGUCCCUGCAACAGGAGUUGCAACAGUGCAUGAGCGACAAGGAGGCAAAAUACAAUGAAUGUGAUUGCCUAACAAAGCAAAUUAAUGCCCUGACCUCGGAGAGCAACUCAGUGAAUGCGACAAAUGCUAAGCUGAAUGCUGAGCUGAGUGAGAUGAGGAGUCGACUCACCUGUUUAGUUGACUCUGAAAAGACUCUAAAACAAAAAAUGGUGGAAUUGAACGCUACAUUGGCAUCACAAAAUGAGGAGUUGCGAAAUCAUGCAAAUAUUGUCAUUGAGCUGGAGUCCAGACUGAACUCCACGCUUGCAGAACAACAGGCUCUCAUGGAUCAGCUCAUUGAAAAUCAGAAAAAGUCGAAACAAAUGGAGACGGCUCUGCAGACCUCGCAUCACGAGAUGGAAGGUCUUCAGCGCAUAGUACUUGAUCUUGGCCGCCAAAAUCAGGCUCUUCAGAUUACUCAAGAUCGACUGACGAACCGCCAAUGGAUCUCGGACGACUCUGUACAGUCUUGUUCCAAUUGUCAGAAGGACUUCUCUAUCAGUGUUCGCAAACAUCAUUGUCGACACUGUGGAAAGGUGUUUUGCCAGGCGUGUUCAUCCAAAAAGACGGCAACAUCGGCUUCAAAGGAUCCCCUUCGUGUAUGCGAUGGGUGUUUUGCAGAGCUAACGGGUGCACGGUAG
This is a messenger RNA of Hydatigera taeniaeformis, 966 nucleotides long. NCBI's taxonomy places the organism in Eukaryota, Metazoa, Platyhelminthes, Cestoda, Cyclophyllidea, Taeniidae. The record is from the annotation of a GenBank genome assembly.